UGCCCCGAAAACCCGGAGCAGCAGAGUAGUCUCAGCGGACAGUCCUUCUAGGGGCGAAACCAGGCGGCUUGGGCAUGCUCAGUUGCUGGGAGAGGUUUGGGAGGAGAGUAGAAAGCUUUGGCUCUGCCCCCACCCCUCCGCUAGCCCCCGCCCCCCUUGCCCCUACCCAGCCGUAGUAGUUCCCCAGCGUGCGCCCGUGGAGAGCAGGAACAUGGCGCUCGGAGCGAUAUAGCAGAUGUAGCAGCAUCGGAGAAGCAGAUGAGGCACCGCGUCUUCGCUACUGACAACCAGCCACCAGAAAUACACUGUGAUGAAAUGCUUCUGUCUGUUGCCAAAAUGAACACUGAAGAAAAAUGAAGAAAACUGAAGAAUUCUGCCAAAAAGUUGCACAACUGAAGUAGCCAAACUCUUCUGGAGUCUUUUAUCCACAGCCAUCAUUUUAAAAAAGUUUUUACAUCAUGUUUGGGAAGAAAAAGAAAAAGAUUGAAAUAUCUGGCCCAUCCAACUUCGAACACAGGGUUCAUACUGGGUUUGACCCACAGGAGCAGAAAUUUACCGGCCUUCCCCCGCAGUGGCACAGCCUGCUAGCAGACACGGCCAACAGGCCGAAGCCCAUGGUGGAUCCGUCAUGCAUCACGCCCAUCCAGCUGGCUCCCAUGAAGACAAUCGUCAGAGGAAAUAAAUCCUGCAAGGAAACCUCUAUUAAUGGCCUGCUAGAGGAUUUCGACAACAUCUCUGUGACUCGCUCCAAUUCCCUAAGGAAAGAAAGCCCACCCACCCCUGAUCAAGGAGCCGCUGGCCAUGUUCAAGGCCACUCGGAAGAAAAUGGCUUCAUCACCUUCUCACAAUAUUCCAGUGAAUCGGAUACUACUGCGGACUAUACAACGGAAAAGUACAGAGAGAGGAGUCUCUACGGAGACGACCUGGAUCUGUACUACAAAGGCGGCCAUGCAGCCAAGCAAAAUGGGCAUGUCAUGAAGAUGAAACACGGGGAUGCCUACUACCCUGAGAUGAAGCCUUUGAAAGCUGACCUUGCCAGAUUCCCUGUCGACUACCACACACACUUGGACUCCCUGAGCAAACCAAGUGAAUACAGUGACCUUAAGUGGGGUUAUCAGCGAGCCUCCAGUAGCUCUCCUCUGGAUUACUCAUUCCAACUGACGCCUUCUAGAACUGCAGGGACCAGCAGGUGCUCCAAGGAGAGUCUGGCUUACAGUGAAAGUGACUGGGGACCCAGCUUUGAUGAGUAUGACAGAAGGCCAAAGUCGUCAUACCUACAUCAGACAAGCCCUCAGCCGGCCAUGCGGCAGAGGUCCAAGUCAGGCUCAGGGCUUCAGGAACCCAUGAUGCCGUUUGGAGCAAGUGCAUUUAAAACUCAUUCUCAAGGACACUCGUACAACUCCUACACCUACCCUCGCCUGUCCGAGCCCACAAUGUGUAUUCCAAAGGUGGAUUAUGAUCGAGCACAGAUGGUCUUCAGUCCUCCACUGUCAGGGUCCGACACCUAUCCAAGAGGCCCCUCCAAACUACCUCAAAGUCAAAGCAAAGCAGGCUACUCUUCAAGCAGCCACCAGUACCCUUCUGGGUACCACAAAGCCACCCUGUACCACCAUCCUUCCCUGCAAACCAGUUCUCAGUACAUCUCCACUGCUUCUUACUUGAGCUCCCUCAGCAUCUCCUCCAGCACCUACCCUCCACCUAGCUGGGCCUCCUCCUCAGACCAGCAGCCCUCUAGGGUAUCCCAUGAACAGUUCCGGGCUGCCCUGCAACUCGUGGUCAGUCCAGGCGACCCCAGGGAAUAUUUGGAUAACUUUAUCAAAAUUGGAGAGGGAUCGACAGGCAUCGUGUGCAUUGCAACUGAGAAGCACACAGGAAAGCAAGUGGCAGUGAAGAAAAUGGACCUCCGAAAACAACAAAGACGGGAACUGCUUUUUAAUGAGGUUGUGAUAAUGCGUGAUUACCACCAUGAUAAUGUCGUUGAUAUGUAUAACAGCUACCUUGUUGGAGAUGAGCUCUGGGUGGUCAUGGAGUUUCUAGAAGGUGGUGCCUUGACAGACAUUGUCACUCAUACCAGAAUGAAUGAAGAACAGAUAGCUACUGUCUGCCUAUCUGUCCUCAAAGCCCUCUCCUACCUUCAUAACCAAGGAGUGAUUCACAGGGACAUAAAGAGUGACUCCAUCCUCCUGACAAGUGAUGGCCGGAUAAAGUUAUCUGACUUUGGAUUCUGCGCUCAAGUUUCCAAAGAGGUGCCAAAGAGGAAAUCAUUGGUGGGUACCCCAUACUGGAUGGCACCUGAGGUGAUUUCCAGGCUACCUUAUGGGACAGAGGUGGACAUCUGGUCCCUCGGGAUCAUGGUGAUAGAGAUGAUUGAUGGUGAGCCCCCCUAUUUCAAUGAGCCUCCUCUCCAGGCAAUGCGGAGGAUCCGGGACAGUUUACCUCCAAGAGUGAAGGACCUACACAAGGUUUCUUCCAUGCUCCGAGGAUUCCUAGAUCUGAUGUUGGUGAGGGAGCCCUCUCAAAGAGCUACAGCCCAAGAGCUUCUUGGACAUCCAUUCUUAAAACUGGCAGGUCCUCCAUCUUGUAUCGUUCCCCUUAUGAGACAAUACCGGCAUCACUGAGCAGGUUCACAGAGGCAAAGACAUGAGGAUAAUUCAGGAGAACAUGAGGAAAACCCCACAGAACACGCAAAGGCCUGUGCAUUCUAAACCAGCUGAUUGGUGGGACAGUGUGAUGACCUGACCGGCAGGGUUUGACAGACCAGGGCAUCUUCUAGUGUCUUAAAUAGGCAUCUCUCCACUGACAGCUGGCAUGGUCAUUUGGAGCACGGCUUUAAUAAGUCAGUAUUAAACAUUUUCAGCCCUUCUUCCAGCGAACCAGAAGGACUCAGUACAAACUCCGUUAUGAUAUAUCCUAGCCACAUGCAGGGUACCACAUAGGAUUUUCUAUAUUGAAAGAAUACUUUUCUGGCAAAAAAAAAAAGAAAGAAAGAAAAGAAAAGAAAAAGAAAAAGCACUUUUUUUCUUAAUGGUAGCAGUGUAAUGUAUUUUGCAAUGAAUUUGUAACUUUUCUGUAUGAUAGUUUUGAUAAUUUAUAGUACUUUGAUGUCCUGUAGCCAUUGUUUUGGUUGAAGUAAUACUUGCUUACUGGCAGGCAUUUGAACAAAACCUUUCCUACUUUUUUAUCCCUUUCAGAGAACCAACGGUUCUUUAGGAUCUUUGAAUACUAAAUGACCCUCAGUCACCGUCAGCUUUAGCGGAAAAUCUUUCUUAUCCUAACAAGUGUCUUAUGUAAUGGAAGGAGAGUCAAGUGUGAUGGUGAUGGUGUGGACACUUCAUUUCCCCAACCAAAUACAAUAAAACAAAUCUGAGCCACAGAAUCACCAAACAGUUCCAUGAGAGAAUGCUAACUAUUCCGAAAAAUCAUUUUCCUUCAAGGAGUCUGGUGAUCACAUCAGUCUUUGAAGAGCAAGAUAUCUCCCUUGAUGCCCACCUUUAAAUAAGCAUAGCAUCCCCUGUGGUCAAAUUUCAGUACUGGGGUCACCGGACUCAGUUCCCCAGGUAGAAUGUUUUGGUGAGACCGUGGAAAUCCCAGGCUCACAAGAGGAGAGAGAACAAGGCAAGUUGUUUGGUUUUGUUUGUCACUGUUUCUAGGACUCUGUAUGCUAGCACACCAAACUCUUGUCUGUAUUUAUCUUCAUGCCGCAGUAUUAAUCACUGUUGUUCAUGUAUUGUGCUGGAAGUCUGAACGGAUGGUAGGGGUGAAUUAGUAAGGGGUUACUUUACCAGGUAUGGUCUAACUUCCGUGGUGACCAUGUUAUAAUGUGUUUCCAACAUAAGGAGAGAUGUGCUGCUGUCUAGAUCUUCUGAAUGUUGAUAAAAAUGAAUGACUACUACAAUACAUUUUGUGUUGCUCGUUGGAUGAAUUUGCAUGUUAACUGUAGGCCAAUAUAGAUUUGCCUUUAAAACUCUGGAAAGCGCUACAUAGUCAUCAUUAGUUUCUAUUAAUUAUGCAUCAGACAAAAGCCAUUUGUUACCCAACUGGAAAACCAGAGACUUUACUUAACGACUUCACAUACUGUAACAAAUAUGAAAAUAAAUUUGUGAAGAUACUCUGGUUGCUCUAAGCAUAAUUAAUAAUUUUUUGUAAUUAAUAGGUUAAUUAUUUAUUAUAGUUUAAAAGGAAAACAAGGCAUAAAAUGACCGUCUGCUAAUUAGCUGUUCAAUUUUUUCCCCAAACUGGAAAUGCUUUACCCUAAAUAGAACCUGUAACUUUGCUUCAUAAAACACAGAAGAUCGAUGUUUUAUGUAAACUAUUAAGGUUUUAAUAAAAAUGUGGAUGAAUAAAAGCAAUCUCAACCCCCAAAGUGGCAAUCCUAAAAUGUCACAAAAACAGAGUGUCAUACAUAAUUCAACCAGGACUAUGUAGGAGAGGAAAGAAGAACAAAACAGAAUCAUUUUUAACCGGAAUCAGCAUUUAAAAAUUAAUUGCAGGAAAUAGCAGAUUUUGGAUUCAAACAACUUUUGACAGUGUAAUGGAAACCUUUUCUGUAAUUUUCUUAUCAUUGGUCAUUUUUUACGGUAUUUGGUAAGUUUACAAAAUGUUCCUGUAGCUUAACGGGGUCUGUGAGAACUGAGCACUGGCAGAAACUGCACCACAAAUAAAGCAAGUAUUUGCCUUUU
Messenger RNA from Microtus oregoni (creeping vole), 4679 nucleotides. It is a transcript of the gene Pak5, whose product is annotated as p21 (RAC1) activated kinase 5. Gene Ontology annotation, cellular component: cytoplasm. Lineage: Eukaryota; Metazoa; Chordata; Mammalia; Rodentia; Cricetidae. The transcript has 10 exons. The coding region runs from base 459 to 2618 and encodes 719 amino acids. The record is from RefSeq and is a predicted model, not a curated record. Gene Ontology annotation, biological process: regulation of MAPK cascade; cytoskeleton organization; intracellular signal transduction. Gene Ontology annotation, molecular function: ATP binding; protein serine/threonine kinase activity.